UCUUAUGUCUUAGUUGUUUUUAGGUUUGCUCCAAGAGGGAACUGUACCUUUUAGGUGCGACAGAAAUCUAUCAUCAUCAUUCAUUCAUUCAUUGAGUGGACGGUUUUCGAAUAACUCGGAUAAUUUGCUGACUAGACCCAAUUGCGUGCUGAAUGUGCAAUCUCUAAGGCUAUUUAUUACUUGUACUGCGCACCUAGACGUGUACAGUUGCUCUUUAGUCACCGUUUAGUUUGCUUUCGUGAGUUAUCAUGCUCUGUGUUCAGCACAAUCGAACCCUUCGCUCUCAAUUCGAAUUCAUCAUCAACAAACAGAGAGGCAAGACAAUACCUGUCGGUCUAGCGAGACGGCUAGGCAAGGCGGUCUGUGUAUGUCAUGCUCGUGUCCCUGGAGACAGCGAAUUUAGAUCGGAACUCAAAGCUGUCAAGAUUUGGCUGACGCCUAGUCUUCACCGCCGGCGCCAUUCAAAUCACUAUGCCUAUGCAUAUGAUGAUGACGUCAAGCAUGUACUAAAGAGUGCUUGUGAUGAGGCUGGAGAUUGGAAGAAAAACGUGAAAGACGUAUUUGGAAAGCUAAGAAUGCUGUCUGUUUUAAUGAAAGUAGAGAGGGCUGAUUUUUCAUGUAUACCAAAUUUGUCAUCAGAGAGGCAACAAAAACAGCUAAAAUUUGAAGAAAAGUUAAAGCUUGACUUGAAACCUCAGGAAGUUGGUUUGUUGAUUGGUAGAAAGGGAAGACAUGUCAAGCCUCUGUGCAAGAAGUUUGGGGCCGACAUUGCAAUAUUGACUCCUCGAAUGUCCUUCAGAGCAAUUACGAGACCCUGGUGGCUACUCAAUGAGGACAGUGAUGUUGUAGGUGUGGAGGUGGCUGACAGUGAUGUUGUAGAUGUGAAGGUGGCUGCUCCUAAUGUUGACUCUUUGAAACAAGUAAUGAAUGAUCUAGAGAUCAGGGCAGAGAAGGUGCGGGCGGCUAGAGUCAAGAAUGAUUUGGCUCCGAAAGGACGAUUAAAAAAAUUGAGUUUACUAGCAGAUAAACCAGAGGAAGUAAAAGAAAAAGGACGUGCCGACUUUAUAAAGAAAAGACUCAAGACGCCAUCGAUCAGAGUCAAAGCUGCUCCUGUUCUUGAGAAUGGGUAUUGUGUGCAUUGCAUGUCUCCGUUCUCUAGGGGAGGAAAUGAGCAGGGCUGUUGCCAGUUUCACAAAGGAUUUGAAUGCGGUGGGUUUUGGUCGUGUUGCAAUGAGAGAUGCGAUGGUUUGGUUACACACGAAAUGCAUGCAACAACAGGUUGUACAUUGGGUAGACAUGUGUGGCAAUCGGGAGUGGCAAGUAAAUGCAAGCACAACAGCUCUAGGAAGGGACGAAAAGAAAAGUUCAUCAGAAAACGCAAAAAGAAAAGUUGAUCAGAAAACGUCUUUGACUUUAUUAAUUAAUUAAUGUAGUUAGACAGAUGUUGAGUGUGUGUGUGUGUGUGUGUGUGUACGAAAAUGUCAGGUUUGCAACAUAUUGAAUGUUAUAGUUAAUCUGUAUAUUUAGUAUAUUGAUGCUACCAUGGUAGUUUGCUGUACUUUGUGAUUUCAAAUGAAUAUGGGUAUAGACUCAUUUUAUACUGAUGA
Messenger RNA from Corticium candelabrum, 1607 nucleotides. RefSeq lists its product as uncharacterized. The coding region runs from base 249 to 1394 and encodes 381 amino acids. The record is from RefSeq and is a predicted model, not a curated record. NCBI's taxonomy places the organism in Eukaryota, Metazoa, Porifera, Homoscleromorpha, Homosclerophorida, Plakinidae. The transcript has a single exon.